Coffea arabica (coffee) is the source of this 1327-nucleotide messenger RNA. RefSeq lists its product as uncharacterized. NCBI's taxonomy places the organism in Eukaryota, Viridiplantae, Streptophyta, Magnoliopsida, Gentianales, Rubiaceae. The record is from RefSeq and is a predicted model, not a curated record.
UCCUUCCACCUCUGUCACACACUUGCACACCACAAAACACGCACAUGCCAAGUCCCCCAACUUCACAGAUGACCACCGGCCUCCUCCUCUUCCUCCUCCUCACCUCCGCCCUCCUUCUCACCUCCUCCGGCGCCACAACAACAAAACUGUCACCUUCACCUCCAUCUUCGUCUCCACCUCCUCCGCAUUCUAGAAAAGCAGCACGUUCUCCGCCACGAUCACCUCCUGCACCACCACCACCAGCAGCUCCGGCGAACUGUACUGACGAACUGGUCUCCUUCUCAAAGUGCCUGCCGUACACUUCUUCAUCUCCGAACAACACCUCCAAUUCACCUUCUCGUCAGUGCUGCAAUGACGUCAUUUCCGCAUUUACCACCGGCGGCGCCGUCUGCUUCUGCUAUCUCAUUCAAAAGCCUAACCUCCUCGGGUUCCCUCUCAACUCCACCAAAGUCCUCUCUCUUACCUCUCUUUGUCCGACGAGAGAUCAUGGAACCAAGACUAACUUCUCCCUUACUUCUCUAUGUUCCGGAACACGUACUCUGCCUCCUUUAAAGAGCAUUACAAGUCCCGAUCACUCAUCACCACGCUUAUCUGGUCCUGUGAACCGUCCAACACCUCCUGCAAUCAACUUCACACAAGGCUCAGAGGAGUCGACUGCUGAUUCAGAUAGUCCAGCACCUUCCUAUUCAGACACUUCCGUACCUGCCGAUUCAGACACUCCAGCCGCUCCUGAUGGAUCGCAUCCAGAACCAAGGUUAGCACCACGUCUACCCUCAUGGAGACCUUUUUCCACUAGUGGUACCAAUAGCGAGUCUGGCUGGUUGCUCGCUCUCAUCAUGGUUGUUGCGGACGUUGUUGUUCCUACAUUGACUUGAUAGACGUAGCUCUCAUCUUGAUUAAUAUCUUGAUUGUAUAGAAUAGUUCCACAAGGUGAGUAUAGCAACAAUUGCACAGCUAAGGUGAAUUGUAUGGCAGGCAAAUUCUGACUUCUGUAUGUUUGACAAACUUCGAUUGAUUUUCUGAGUAUUAGCAACUUGAGAAAGCAUGAAUAAGGCGAUCACCUGAAAUGAAAUCAAUCUUUGCCUAUAUGGAUUUCCAAUGAUGUUACACUUUAAACUUUCAAUUGUUCUCUAUGGUUUGGUGGGCCAAUUUAAUUCCAGAGUUUCCAUUUAAAGUUGCAGCUACAGUUAAUCUGCUAACCAAUUUGAUUAAACAAAAGGCAAAUAAAAAACUCAGAGACGAAUUUGAAAAUGGAGGGGCAUUUUCAGAGCAGGAUACAUGACUGUUGUACUUGCCAUAACGCUUCUUAUUUCAUGUUACCCUUAGG